Scylla paramamosain (green mud crab) is the source of this 9158-nucleotide messenger RNA. RefSeq names its product armadillo repeat-containing protein 6-like. Gene Ontology annotation, molecular function: protein binding. Gene Ontology annotation, biological process: hematopoietic progenitor cell differentiation. The record is from RefSeq and is a predicted model, not a curated record. Lineage: Eukaryota; Metazoa; Arthropoda; Malacostraca; Decapoda; Portunidae.
AGUGACACACACGUACAUAAAUAAUAACACCCAAUGGAACUGAAGUGAAAGAAACAUCGAACUGGCAACAGUUUUGAGAGCGGUUCCUCCACCUGUCACUUUCAACGGCACCAUGGCUAAGGUAGUAUCUCAAGAGACCUAUGACAGUGUAGUGUUGGAGAACUGCAUUGACUUUGAAUUAUCAUGUGAUGAAGCUCAUGUGGAGGCCCAAAAGGAGUUUGAUGCUCAGGGAGUCCAUCUUGGCAUCAUUGUAAAGGAUGGAAAGCUGAGUGAUGACAAGAAGAGGAUUGAACAUGACAUCCUCAUAGCCUUGGGUCAGUUGAAGACAGCUGUGGCUGCAGCUGAUAAUGGUUCUCCAAGCCUAGAAGAGGUGAAAGAGCCCCUGGCUGCUUUUACCACUGCAUGUAAAGUGUCUGUGGCCCAUCGAGUUCUUGCCAACAACAAUGGUGCAUAUGACACACUCCUCAAACUCGUCAAACAGUGCCAGGGAGACACAACCCUUCUGUGUCCUUCCCUGCAAGCCAUGGUGGCCCUAACAGAGUUUAACCCUGACAUAGUGACUACUGAGGGUUAUAGAGUCUUGCUGCAGCUGCUGGAGGAGUGGAGUAGUCGUCUGGAGGAGCCUGCUGUCCCUGAAUUCCUGGCCCAGUGGUGCAUGCAGUGCUGUGUUAAGCAUGAGGACAACCGCCAGAGCUUGGUGUCCUUGGGUGCAUUAGGUGCACUGGUGUCAGUCCUGCAAGCCCACCGCACCAGCUCCAGGGUGGUGCGAGGGGUGUGCAAAGCCUUGAGAGCAUUCACCUUGGAUGAUGAUGUGCGGCAAGCCUUUGGUAAAGCCCACGAACAUGCACGUCUCUUGGCUGAGGACCACAAUCUCAUUGCAGUUUGUCUGGAGCUGAUCAAAGAGUGGUUAAAUGAUGCAGACACCACUAGUGAGCUCCUCUCCAGUGUGGCAAAGCUGUGUGUACGUGCUGAGUACUGCCAGGAAGCUUUGGACCGUGGGGCACUGCUGGUUAUCAAUGACGUCCUUAUCUCCUUCCCAGACCGUCCAGUUCUGAACAAGCAAGCACUGUCUCUCUUGAAGACACUGGUGGGCAAUGACCGGGUGAAGGAGGUAGCCAUGAAGUCUGGUGUCUCCCAGUUGAUUGUGGCAGCAAUGACCAAACAUCAGACAGAGUGCUCUGUAUGUGAAGAGGCUUGUGGGGCUGUCUCUAUGCUGGCCCUGCGUGUCCCAGCCAAUGCUAAGCAGCUAGUUCAGGAUGGGGCUGGCCAGGCUGUGGUGAAGGUCAUGGAGGCACACCCAAAGGCUAGGCAGCUUCAGAAGCUGGGCUGCAUGGCGAUACGAAACAUGGUAUCUCGACUGCCAGAGAACAAGCGUGUCUUUGUGGAGUAUGGAGUAGAGGGAGUGAUCCACACAGCCCUCAGGAAUCAUGGGGAGGCAGUUAAGGAUGUGGCACGAGCUGCCCUCAGGGACCUGGACCUCAAAGUGGAAUUAGUGGAGCAGUGGAGGGGCACCGGCCAUGAAAUCAGCCGCUGAGUAUACCACCAUCAGUUGCCUGCUCCUGUGGCUGGUAGAUGCUACUGCUGUUGCUGCCACUAGUCCAUGCAGGCUGUCCAUCUCUGGGGUUGCUGUGGAGAAACAACAUGCUUUAGUCUCAAGCUUUCAUACUCAGGAAUAAUGCAGUGGAAUUCUUCAGUGGAUGAUCUUAGGUGACAUUUCUUCUAUACACACUUAACCCUCAGUUACUAUCAUCACAUUAGCUACCUUAAAAAGUCUUAAUCCCCUUUAUUGUUGUCAUAAUAUCAAUAUUACUGUUGAAAGUUUUCUAGAGGAUGAUCACAUCGUGUUUAUUGUGGUUUUAAAAUGAAAACAAGCAGUUGAAAACUGUUGGCUGUAUAAAACACAAUCAUGGUUCACAUAAAAUGUGUUCAGUGCUAAGGAUUAAUAACCAGAUCACUACAUUAGCAGUUUUCCUUCCUCUUGUCUUUACCUAUGUUUUCAUAAUAAUAGUGGCCAUUUCCUUUCAUUUUUUUUAUCUACUUAUUGUCAAAAAGCUAUGCUUCUUUUGUGAGUGUAAGUGCACUUUAUAUUUGGUCUUAGUUUCUUCAUUCCUGAUUUCCCAUAGGUAUAAAUAACCUCUUGCUUCCUUAACUUCCAAAUGUUCUCUUUUUUGGUCUUUUCCUCUUAGCUUCUUGUUUUCUAAGUACAUUUAUCAAAGACAUUCUCCACUAAAACUCAAAGCAUUAUAAAAUGCACAAAUGAUCAGCUGCACAAAUGUUAAUGAUUUGUCAUUAAGAAGGCAAAACUUCCUAUAACAUACUAAAAAACAGAAAUAGUGCUGGGCUCUGAAGAAAGCCUUCUGGUGUUCUAAAAAUUAGUAUUCAUGAAUUUCAAGAAUAUUGCAUCUAAAUGGAUUAUGAUAAGCUUUUGUAUUGGUGUGUUUAUCAUGAUAGCUGUGAUCAUGCUAGAUCAAGAUAUCUCCUGUCAUGAUUAACAAAUACUACAUUUAUUUCUCUAUGGAAAUUACUAUAAUACAGGUUUUUUUUUUCAUAUUUUAUUGUUACAAUGCUUGUUAUGUAUUAUACCUAAUUAAGCUAGGUGACAAUGACAACAAAAUAGGGCAAAAAACAUUAUCCUUUGGGGUACAAGGCGCACCAUUCAGAACAUUGUUAUUCAAUAUGGCUAUCAUUGUUUUAGGUGUUGCAGUGAUACAACUGCACCAAUUAGUGCAAUAACAGAGGGUUGAGUAGCUGGGUACAACACUAAUAUUACAUCUCUUGUAUUAGGUAUGAUGGAUAUAGCAUACCAUAACUUCCACACACAUACCAUUCUUAUGGACUUUAAAAUGCCCUGGAACCUAGUUUUGAUAUAUAUAUAUAUUUUUUUUAUAAAUAGUAAAAAUUAAAGUUCUUGAAUUAUGAAUAGUAAAAAAAAAAAAAAAAAAACUAAAUUGCAUGGUCUGAUGAAUAAGUAAACUCCUCAUGGCUUUCAGUGUCAUUUCCGAGAGGUGGUGGUGGUCACAUUACUCAUGGGUAUUGCUGGGUCCAGUGGUACGGCUGGGACUUUAUUAUGUUACCAUUGAUAUGCUAAUUUUUCAAUAUGUAGAACACAGCCUCUCCUCUACUAAACCUCCUCAUCUUUUCCUCACUGAAACACAGGUGUCUGAAGCAACUGACAGUAGCCCCUUCUCUGUUCCCUCUUACUUUCUCUAUCCUUAUUUUCAAUCCAAAGCUGGAUGUUGCGUCUAUGUGCGCAAUGACUUAACAUGCUCUUGUACUCAUGCUCUUGAAUCUUCUGAGUUUUCCACCAUCUGGCUACAACUACAGUCACUCUCAAACUAAAUUUAUGUGCUGUAUACCUCUCACCCAACACAUAAGAAAUUCUUUGACAUUCAACUUCCAAAGUGGAGCAAAUUCUGACCCUCUUCCCUUUUGCAGAGAUCUCCAUUCUUGGAGACUUCAAUGUUCACCACUAGCUUUGGCUUUUCUCUCUCUUCACUGACUCUCCUGGUGAACUAGCCUUUAACUUUCGAUCCUCCACAGCCUAGGGCAAUUGGUGCAACACCCUACUCAUAUUCCUGACUAUCUUGGAGAUUCAUCCAACAUUCUUAACCUAUUCCUAACCUUUAAUCCUUCUGCUUAUGCUGUUACACAAUCUUCUCUGUUGGGUUCCUCUGAUCACAGUCUCAUAUCUGUAUCUUGUCCUAUCACUCCAGUCCCUCCUCAGGAUCCCCCUAAGUGGAGGUGCCUCUGGCAUUUUGCCUCUGCUUGUUGGGGGGACCUCAGGAGGUAUUUCGCUGAUUUUCCAUGGAAUGACUACUGCUUCCAUGUCAGAGACCUGUCUCUGUUCCAGGCACAUAACAGAGGUGAUAGCGUCUGGCAUUCAUCAUUCUUUUUCUUGACCUAAACCUUCCGAACCUUGUUUUAACACACCUUGUUCUUGUGUUAUACAUGAUAGAGAGUUGGCCCACAAAAGGUACUUAAGCCUUCCAUCACCAAAAUCUCAUGCACUUUAUAUUUCUACCCAGAACCAUGCCAAGUCUGUUCUCCAAAUAGUCAGAAACUCCUUCAUUAAUAGAAUGUCAAAAUCCUUCAAGAUCUAAUUCCCCUCAUGACUUCUGGCACCUAGCCAAAAACUUCUCCAGUAACUUUGCUUCUUCUUCUUUCCCUCCCUUAUUUCAACCAGAUGGCACCACUGUUAUCACAUCUGUCUCUAAAGCUGAACUCUCCAUUCAAACCUUUGCUAAAAAUUCUACCUUGGACGAUUCAGGCCUUGUUCCUCCCUCUCCUCCAUCCUCUGACUACUUCAUGCUACUUAUUAAAAUUCUUUGCAAUGAUUUUCCAUUCAAUCAUUGGCCUAAACCCUUGGAAAUCUUAUGGACUUAAUGGUUCCCUCCUAUUGUUCAUGCUUGCACCUUGCCUAGUCAAACUCUUUCAUCUGUCAGCAUCUACCUUUCCUUCUUGCUGGAAGUUUGCCUACACUAAGCCUGUUCCUAAAAAGCAUGACUUCUGAUCCCUCAAACUACUGUCCUAUUGCUUCAAUUUCCUGGCUAUCUAAAGUUUUUUAAUAUAUCCUCAACUGGAAGAUUCCUAAAACAUCUAUCACUUGACAACCCUCUGUCUGAUUGCCAGUAUGGUUUCCGUCAAGGCUGCUCUACUGAUGAUCUGGCUUUCGUUACUGAGUCUUGGUCACCAUUUUAGGAAUUUUUGGAAAACUUGCUGUUACCUUAGACAUAUCAAAAGCUUUUGAUAGAGUCUGACAGAAAGGUUUGUUUACCAAACUACCCUCCUACAGCUUCUAUCCUUCUCCCUGUAACUUCACCUAAAGUUUCCUUUUUGACCUUUAUUGUUGCUGUGGUAGAUGGUCACUAUUCUUCUCCUAAAUCUAUUAACAGUGGUGUUCUUCAGGGUUCUAUCCUGUCACCCACUCUCUUCCUAUUAUUCAUCAAUGAUCUAAACGAAACAUCUUGUCCUAUCCUCUCCUGCACUGAUGAUGCCACCCUGCACUUUUCCACAUCUUCAUAGACGUUCAACCCUUCAGGAAGUAAAAAGUUAAUGCAAGGAAGCCACAGAAUGCCUGAUUUCUGACCUCUCUAAAAUUUUUGAUUGGGGCAGAGCAAACUUAAAUAUUGCUCAAUGCCUCAAAAACAAUUCCUCCAUCUAUCAACUCGACAACCUUCCAGACAACUAUCCCCUAUUCUUCAAUGACACUCAACUGCCCUCCUCUUCUACAUUGAAUGUCCUCGGUCUGUCUUUUACUUAUAAUCAGAACUAGAAACUUCACAUCUCAUCUCUAGCUAAAAUAGCUUCUAUGAAGUUAGGUGUUCUGAGACAACUCCCAGUUUUUCUCACCCUUCCAGCUGCUAACUCUGUAAAGGGGCCUUAUCCAUCCAUUUAUGGAGUAUGCUUCACAUGUCUGGGGGGCUCCACUCAUACUUCUCUUCUGGACAGGGUGGAAUCAAAAGCUUUUCAUCUCAUCAACUCCUCUCCUGACUGUCUUCAGCCUCUUUCUCAUUGCCGCAAUAUUGCAUGUCUUGCUAUCUUCUACCACUAUUUUCAUGCUAACUGCUCUUCUGAUCAUGCUAACUGCAUGCCUCCCCUCCUCCCGCAGCCUUGCUGCACAACACUUUAUUCUUUCACCCCUAUUCUGUCCACCUCUCUAAUGCAUUAGUCAACCAGUAUUCUCAAUCAUUCAUCCCUUUCUCUGGUAAAGUUGAACUCUGUGCCUGCUUCUGUAAUUCCACCUUCCUAUGACAAACACCUUCAAGAGGGAGGUUUCAAGAUGCUUAUCCUUCAAUUUUUGACAACUGCUAUGGAUUUUUUUUUUUUGGGGGGGCGCCCAGUGUCCCUCCUACACUAAAUUAAAAUAAAAAAAAUAUAUUGUGCAGCUUUGCACCAGGCUAAUAUUUCCUAGAUCUGCAACAGUUGGUAGUGCAGAGAAUAAUACUGAGUAUUCAAACUCAAUAUGAAUUAUGAAAUAUAUUUAAUGAAUUAGAUAUUUAAAAAUUAUUCCUCUAUAAGAAAUUACUAUACAACUUACAGUUUGACUCUUGAGGAAUAAUAAAGUGGUUGGAAGCUGACACAAGCAGUUAGAGCAUUACUACAAAUCACCAGUUAGGAUGGCAAAAUUGUCUGCAGAGACAAUAACAUAACCCCUGAAGAAAACUAAGCAUCAUGAGGUAUUACUGAAGUACUGAUAUGACUACUAUUCCUUUCUGAUGGAGACUAGUAAUAUGAACAUCACAUAGUGGAAUGGUUAUAUCCAAGCAACAUUUAAAACUUGUGUGACUGUAGCUAGCUAUUGUGGAACAGUGGAAUUGUAAAAGUUGCUGAAUAGAAAGGUGUCAUAUUUGCUUUCCCUUCUCCUUGCCACAGCAAAUAAUGGCAGUUAAAAUCUAGACAGAAUAUUUAAAAAUAAAGAAUUUUUUGAAGAAUUACCUUACAAGAUAUGUUGGUUAAAUAGUCAAUUCAGUUGCACAAAAAAAAAAAUAAAUAAAUAAAAUAGUAAUGUAUUGUUCAUAGAGAUUCAUGGCUCCAGCUCAGUUGAAAGCCACAUUCAUGAUGGGACCAGUGAUAGCUCAAUAGCUAACCUUCCACUUUUAUUCCACUUUCUGAUUAAAGGUUAGUUAAUAUGCUUCAUGUCAGAACAAGUUCCUGUGGUUUGAAAUUUACAUGGUGCUGUAAGCACAUGAAUAGGUAUGACAGAUGGGAAAGUGUGACAGUUGUGUGUGUGCAACGUUACCAUGUUUUUCUAAUGAAAUUAAAUUUUGGUAGUUAAUCUCUCCUGAAUUAAGUGUCUUGCACCUUGUUUCUCAAGUUUCUCAAUAUAGGAAUACAAGAAAACUUUGUAACUCAAAAGGUGAUAGAAAAAAAUAAAUAAAUAUGACAGGAAACUUAUCUUGGGCAAAUAUGAUUCAAUUCACUGACUUCUCUCCAUGUAUCUUAGUUUAUAAGCACAUCUUGCUAUGUGGUAAACUUGUGAUAUUUCAGUGCUUGCAGCAGUGGGAGUAGUGUCUGUAAUCAACAAUUUGUUGAAUCACUUGGAUUAACUUGUAAGAAAUUCAAACUGGUAUGGUUAUGGCCACAAAACUAGUUUUUUUUUUUUAAAUCAAGAGUAAUGAUAAAGGAAACUGGGCAUACUCAGAAAAUGAAAUAAAAGUUAGGGUGAAUGUGUAAUUAAAAUGGGUUAUUUAUAAAUCAGAGAAGUAAUCAUCUGUCACAGAUACAUGGUUAGGAGGUCCACUGAUGAGCACGAGAUUGUUUGGAACUAAUAGUUUGCUCUAGCUCAAAUUCUUUACACUGUAUGUCUGAAAUUACAGUGGGCUAAAAUUGGCAGUCAUAAAUUGAGUUGUGAAAGUUCAAGUGUUACACAUUAUGGUGGAGAUUACUAUAUCCGUUUAAUUAUUACAAAACCUUUACCCUCUAUUUUUUUCCUUUGUCCUCCUGUUUCCCAACACUCCCAUUCUGUAGCCAACCAAAUUUAUUAAUUCACAUCUUGCUCUUUGUUAUUCAAUGCCCUGCUCCUUACUCCUAAAGUCACAUGAAAUUCAGAAUUUUUAAUUUUCACUUAUGUUGUGAUUAGUCAAGUGAUGUGCAUUAAUAUACUAUGACUUGUGCUUGUGCCUUGUUUUAGGAAUUAGAAUGAAAGGGCUGUGAAGACAGUUUUGAAGUACCUAUAUUUCCCAUUCACUUCUCAUAUUAAUCUUGUCAUUUCUUUAAACUCACUGUUGAGGUCAUUGAAUUUGGUUAGUGAUAUAUGGGUAGUAAUUGAAGGAACAAAUCUGCUGAUCUAAACCAAGGAGCAGAUGGGAUCAGAUCAGAUGGGUGUUUUAUGCAGUGUUGGGUACAUUUCAAUCCCUGUGGUGCUUGAGUGGCAUGAUGGCUCAGGUGAUGGUGCUUUCAAGGUUAGUGAUGAAAGAAAUUAACAUAUGGGUUUUAGAUAAAACAUAAGAUUAAUUUAUUACUUAACAAUCCAUUUUGAUAAAACAUAAGAUUAAUUUAUUACUUAACAAUCCAUUUUAGUCAUCAAGCUUUAACUAUGUUAAGCAACAGCUUGUUCAGUUUUCAAUGUUAAGAAAUAAACAGCCCUCACCUAUCUGGUCACUUAUUUGAUGAACAAAAUUUUUGGUGUUUUAUGAGAUGCAUUUCAUUAAACCUUGUACAAUGAUUGACUGUUUAGCAGUUUUUAAAUAUCAAUUAACCCUUUUACUGUUGUGUACUUUUAUUGCUUUUGUACAGCAAGCCUAUGUCAGUGUAUACAGGGUGGUGUCAAACAAAAUGAUAUGGAAUGUGAAUUAGAUGCUGUAGCUUUUGUUGCAAUGUAUUAUCAAGUCAAUGAGAGGGAUACAUCAGAUUAAGGGUUACCAGAAAAAUCAGUCUACCAAGCAUAACUCACCUUAUGUUGAAUGGUCUAAGUUACAGGUUAAGGCUUUCACACUUUGUAAGGGAUAUUGUAUUAACAAAUUGCUAACUAAUUAAUGACCAUGUUUCUCUAAUAUUACAUGCACUGUUAUGAAUCUAGUUGGUCAGGGCAGAAGGGCUUGCCAAACUGGUUUCCUUUUCAGGCAUGAGAAAAAAAAUUACUAGAGACAGCACAGGUACAUGGUCUUGGAAAAAGGAGCAUGUGAUAUGUACUUAAAGGUGCACAAAGAUAGUAUUACAAUGUUCUGCCUUGAGAAGGUUGUUGAGAACAGAGAAGCAGUGGUGUGAUUAAUUUAGAGAGGCAUGGUAUUGCAGUGUGCUGCACUACCUGCCAUUGCCAUUUCUUAUUGGAAGUAACUUUUGUUUGUUUCCAGUAUGUAUUUUGUGAACUCCAGUCCUAUUUUGUUAUUCAUUAUAAACUAUUUUCUUGCAUUUACUAAUUGCAACUCCUUAAUCAGAUUAAGAAUGGCAAUAUGAGUUGAUCUGUAGUACACCAGAUUUAUAGACAUUGCACUCUUCUUAGUAAUCAAUCUUUGCACCAUAUCUCAAAGGAUAAUUUCAAUUGUUUUGCAUUUAACAGUCAGUAUUGCAAGUUUGCAAGAACUUUGUUUGCUGCCCUGUAAGGUAUUAGUAGAUAUUUUACAGAGAUAAAUACUCAACUUUCCCCUAUCACAGGCAGGUAGCUUUAAUAGUGUAUGUACUUUUGUAUUGCUUUUAAAAAAUAAAUUUUUUACAAGUAA